This is a messenger RNA of Amoebophrya sp. A25, 10229 nucleotides long. NCBI's taxonomy places the organism in Eukaryota, Dinophyceae, Syndiniales, Amoebophryaceae. The record is from the annotation of a GenBank genome assembly.
CAUUACCUUACAAGAUACAUUUCUCUCGUUGGAUGCUCAGCCCUAGACGUAAUCUCUUCUAGCUUUCGUCUCAUUGGCCUUAGUAUCAUGGCUACCUAGCGCUAGAAAUACCAAUACAUUAACGCAUGCACACCAGUAGACAAAAAUCUACUGGGUAUAUCAUCAUCAUCAAUAGCCAAAUAGAAGUAGAGCAAGUGCAACUCCAACUGCAACUGCUUCUUCAACCUCCUCGACCUAAAAAUGGAACUGAUAGAUGUUUUUUCAGGUUUUGGAGAGAGAAGGAAAGAACGAACUUUUUUUUGAAAAUUUUUCAUCUGAACAGAAUGAAGAUUACGCAGCGUCCUGCUCGUACCUCUGAGAGCAAACAGCUACAGCACUAAGGACCACUCGUCUGGAAGAAGCGCUGCGACUGGUCUGACCGGCAUCAAAAGGACCAAAGCAUCAACCGUCCCGAGUGCGACCUUCCUAAGCUUUAUUAGUGAAAGAUCACAAGUCGGAGAACAAGAAUUGCGAUAAUUUUUUACUCUCACAACUUCUACAUCUUCUAUUACAACAAGAAGAACAACAUCAACGAUGGUUGGCACAAUUGAGGAGGGCGCUUUCUCCGUGCGGCAUUGGAGGGACGAAAGCGUCGAGGAGGAUGGUCUCUCCAGUACUGCAAAACGAAGGAAGGUGGAAGGAGAGAGCGAGCAAGCUGAUAUCGUUGGCAACAACCCGUUUUCGUGUUCUGGUCUUGAUUGUGACGAGUUGGCGAGGUUGGUUUCCUCAGCUUUCGAUGUCGAUCAUGACGGAGGUGCUUCUGAGGUGGUCGAUUUUGCAACUGGAGUUAAAGCCUCAAGAAUUGAUCCAUCUUUUACCCCAUCUUCUGUGAGAGACGAGUUGUUCCCAAAGAGGACAUCAAAAACUCAUGAAAACAGAUGUUGAGGGAAAAGAUGGAUCAUUGUACUGAGUUCUAAUGGGAGUGGACCACAAGAUCCUUCCUCUUCCUCUUCAGCUUCUACAGGAGUAGAGGGAGACCCAAUCACCGGAACUACUGGAAGAUCUUCUUCAAGCAGACCUCCUCCUCCACAACUGUCAUCAUCUUGUUCGUCUUCGGAGGAAAAAAUUCGCGCUCUGAUGGAACAUGCUGGCUCUCCGAGGACCCAGGACGAGUCGUGCUCCACUAGUGCGUGUGCGUCAGGGACGAAGGAGUUUGACCCAUCCGCUUUACCAGACGUGGCAGUAGAAUCUCCACUGUUGUCGGAUCCGGAUGAUUUAGAAUUGCAGGUGGACAUAGGAAAUUUACUAGGAAGCUACGAAUAUGGCGGAAGCUGUUCUUCUUCCACUAUGUGUGCUGGUGUAGGCGUCCUCGUAGGGGACGAUCAUCUUGUAGUUAAGGCUAGUUGUACAACAAGAAGUACAAGAAACCCAUUUUUUACUUGAAUGGUUCUGGAAGGUAUUUGGUAACCUGAAUUUGAUCACAAGGAUUCUCUUCCUGUUUUCCUUAUGAUCAAAAUCAGGCUACCAAAUACCAGAGCCAUUCACUACUUCACAGGCAUCGUCUUGGUGAGACCGUUUCCAAGAGGAAAAAGGUUCUAGGACCAUGCAUUUCGAGAUGGAUUAUUUCUCUUAGUUCUAAUGCAGUAGGGGGAGCAGGAACACGAACAAAUGGUACUAACAAUACAGCUAGUACCACGUCGGGACGAGGUGGAGGUUUGGUAGAUGUAGAUCACUCAUCGGCCCUAGAAGAGGCGCUAGGCGCUGUUGUAGGAGAGGACGAUGCUGCUGGUCUGCAGAGCAUCCUACAGGACAUGUACGAAACUACUGGAGGAGGUACAUUAACAAAAGGAUAUGUUGUACGAAACGCCGGAGACGAACAACUACUUGAUGAGGUAGAUGUAGAAGACCUACUUCUUAUGAACAACAAGAGAACAACUACAUCAACUUCAACGAGAACUCUUCAUCUUGGUGGUGGAGCAGAAGUUCUAGAUGGAGGAGAUCAUGUGGGCAGCACGAUGAAGAGUGCAGCUCCACGUUUAUCUUGUUCAGGUGGAACUGCUCAAUCGAAAAGUAGUGAUCAGCUGAUAAGUUUCAAAUUGAACCCUAAGCAGGGAAGAAGUCCAAAAAAACAAGACUCGAAGCAAAGCUGCACCUCUGCGACGGGAGAUGUUAUUAAUAACAAAUUUGCGACCUCUGCAGCAGCAUCUGCGGUGCUGCAAGCGGCCUUAAGUAACAUCGGAGAUCCGUCUGCAACUGCAGCAGUUUGUUCAACCUCAGCAACUACUGCGCCAGCUGGUGCGUCUUCACCUACUACCGUGGCUGCGGUCACGUCAACAACCUCUUCAUCCUCAGACUUGUUGACGUCAACAACCUGUGGAGCAGCAACCUCUUCAGCCUCAUCGUCCACUGCAGCUGCAGCAACGUCAAAACAUAAGACAAAGUUCAGCCCCGAAGAAAGAAGUCGCCUGACAGCAGCAUGGGAGCCAAAGUACUGAUCAGCCAUCUACAUUUUUUUUAUCUCCGUUAUCGUGGAGGUCAGGGAAAUCUUAAGCAGAUCGCCGAGUAGAUUCGUAUCAUCAUCGUCCAGUAUGAAGCUGUAGCUCCUUUUCUGUUAAAUCUGCGAAUUACGAUCUUACGUAGUAGUUGUUUCCAGCACUACUUCGGUUCGGUAUUCAAAAUCAACAAACUUAAUAUAAUUUCCAUUUUCAACCAGAACCACAAUAAACACAAACAUCAAAGGUUGGGUUUCCAAGACAAUGUUCUUUGCGUGAGUAUGGGAGGACAGGGGUUGACGGAUGAGCAUAUUCACCUGUGGACGAAAUGGAUGGAUGGAAUUGUAAAGGGGUUGAUAAAAAACCGCGGCAAGCUUCGGAAUUGCAGUCUCGAUUUUGCUCGGAACAAGAUAAGUUCUGCAGGCCUUCAGCGAUUAUGCCAUCUAUUCAAAAAGCACAGCAUGCAUGUGAGGGAAUUGAACCUCGGGAGAAAUUUAGUGACGGAUGAAGGACUAACGGAGAAAGGCGGAUUAGUGGAUUGGCUUAAGGGGAUGGCGGGACCGGUACUAUUUGGGAUAGAAGAAUCAUUUCUUUUUGAUGUGCAGCUCGUUUGGAAUUCAUUGGAAACUUCAUCAACUUGUUCAACUUCAAAUUCAAUGCGCUCUUUGAAUAACUUCAUCAUACUUCAAGUAACCCAAACCGCCCUGGGGGCUCAGGUUCUUGUUGUGGUACUUUGACUUUUAGUGUUCGUGUCCGACAUCAAGUAAGAUGCACUACACUUGACCUUGAGUUCAUCUCUUCUCUCCCCUGUAUAAAAAUACAGAUCCACACUCUCCGCUUAGAAGGGAACCAAUUGACCGCAAGUGGCGUCAUCAUACUCGGCGAAGCGAUACGCGGCUUAACGCUCCAUUAUCCACGCUGGAACGAACGGAGCAGGUGCCACGAAAGUAUGAGUCUUUCACUGUCUCAAAAUCCAGUGACGAUUAAGGCUCAGACAAGAGUAUUUCAACAUCUUUAGAAGUGUAUAUCCAUCUCUGACCACGUGCUUUCAAGGGGACGAACAAAAAGGUCAAAGAUUCAUCGCUUCGAGAUGAACAUAAUCGCCGGCAACGAGGAACGUAGUCCUCUAAGACGAACCUGUGGAGUGAAUUGAAGGAGAGGGGAUUGGCGUAUUGUCUCACAGAACCUGAGCGUGUGCAUAAAGUGCCACAUAACACGCCAAUCUUCUUCUUCCCGGAUCUGACGGAAGAUGUGGAAAGCGCCAAACUUUCAGACGGUCUGAAUCCACAACUAGUACAGCGGAUAUUUCAAGAACCACUGGGAGGUGGUGGUAUUUUCGAGAUAAAUUUUUCCCUUAAAUGGCAGUCUGGUGCACUGAACUUAUUUGUGUGAGAUUAAUUGUAUUGUAUUGAUGUGCUGUUCUUGUCGUUCAUGUUCGUUGCUUGGUCUCUUUUUAGAGCACCAGGAUCUAGUCGUGAAAAGACAAUCACUUCUAUAGAUCGAAAGCUGUCUAACUGAAGACAUUUUUGAUGAAUGAUACUUGAUGCAACUGUAUUAACUUGUUCUCGUAUGUACGUCAUCAUCAUCAUCAUCAUCGUCAUCAUUAUCAAAGAUAUCUGAUAUUCAUGAUAUAACUUCCUUCAAAGAACUCGAUUUUUUACCAAGAAAACCACCAGGUCUAGGAGCUUUAGACCAGACGACGAGAGCUGUAGAGGACCUAAUCAAUGAGCUUGGAAGCGAGAUCGUGGAGAACGACCUUUUCGCUGGAAUGGAAAGUGAGCAAAUUCCCUUCGAUUUCCCGUUACCUGGAGGACUCGACUUUCCGCCAAUGAUGAAAGGUAGUUCUAGUUGUUGCUUAAUACUACUUUUUCAUUCUGGUCAUGCUCAUGGUCCCUCUCGUUCUCAGUGUGAAAGAUCACGAAGAUCCAGUGUGAAAGAUAUCAUCAUCAUCACGAAGAUCCUGUAGUCAUGUUGAAAUCUUACGACGUUUGCUCAAGAGAUUUUCCACAUCCACCAAGUAGUUGGGUACUAUUAACUGAUGAAAUAAAGUGAGACAAUUAUGUUGACAUGCUUAUUUCUUUUCGAACACAACUACAGGUAAAGGGAAGAAAGGAGGCAAGUCGCUGCAGAUGGGAGAAACUAUUGGACCACCACCAGGCAAGAAGGGCUUCUAUCCAGGUAAUUCUAGCACUAAGCAAGUCGUUUUGGCUUAACAAGUAGACAAUUUUUCCACAAAGUAGAGGUUCUUGCACAAAAUAAAGGCUGAGGAGGCUGUACCUACACUGUACUAGUUCUUCUUGGUUCGAAGACGAUUAUAUAGAUGGACAAUUUUAUUCUUUCAUUUGAGUUUCACUUUCACCUCCUUCAAAACUAGUACCCCUCUCGUCCCCCAUUCACCCACACAAUAACAAGAUAGAAGUUUUGAUGAUGACUCCUUGUAGUGGUCACAAAGUUUUGGCUGCCCGUACGAAGAACCGUUCCAUUUCUUCAAGUCUGAAGCCUGUCAAAACGAAAAGGCGUAUUGAAGUAGUAAGUUGGUUCUUAUUGUCGCUUUGUAGUUCUUUCAUUCUUGGUUUUGGUUUUGGUAGAAGAGCGCAAGAAAAUGUAUGACCAAUGAAGAUGUGCUCUGUAAUUAAUGAACAUGACCAGGUCUUCAACAUAUUGAAUUAGGAAAAAUAUGUCGAUCUUCACUUGAUGAGAUGGUUUUGGUUUUCUUUUUGUUUCUACAUUAUAAGAAGCUAUGGAUAGGUGGAAUUCGACGUUGGAGGUUUGAUCUCUUAGACUCUAAUCAUGGCAUGCAUCAUGAAGACAGUCUCCUCGUUUCCUCUUUCCCCUUUUUCUUUUCGAAGUUUCCCGUCUUCAACCCUCUUCGAUAUAUUUUUGUUUCUUUUUCGUAUUCGUUCUUGUAGUUAAUAUCUUCUUCAUCUUACUUUGAUGUUUAUGAAAGAAACGAAAUCUUCGAUGUUGCGCAGGUGGACUAGGACGCUUUCGAUCGUGUUCGAGCGGAACAAUCGGAAAAGAUCGACACGUGUAAGAGAGGCAACUUCUGGAUCGCGAGUUUGAGUGACAUAUAAACCCCUAACGACAAAGCGGACGAGAUAAUCUAGAUUUCUUUUCAUGAUCCAUCUCAUGAGUGGCAGUGGGUGACGUCGAGCGACAAGCAGAAGAUAGGAAGCUGCAACAUAGAAGAUGAGGUGAAAGAUGCCCGUUGUCGUUUACAAAGUAGAGCUCGAAAAAUGGUUGCAAAAUCAAGACCGCACUUUUUACUCUCGUCUCGUGGUUUAUUUCCGGACGGUUUUGCUACUUCUUGUUGCCCUACUUCGCUCCACUCGUCUACUCUGCUCUUGCUUGCUGAACUCAUUUUCUCCUUCACCUACCUGGUUCUGCUCUUUCAUCUCCGAUUUUUUCACCUGAUCUUCUCCUUCUGGGUCCUACUUUGCUCCACUCGGCUUCUCAACCUUUGUUUCAUCUCAACGUCGUGGACAAAUAAAUCCCUAUUUUUCCUUCAGGAAAGCGUGGGCCAGGAGCAUUAAUUGGACCACCACCGCAACGGACAACAACUGGCGGCACGAUACGAAUCACGACCACGACGGGUGAGGGAGUUGUGCCUGCUGGAAGAUCAUCUUCAUCGAAAUUAGUUAUGGAAGUAGAAGUAGCAAAGUUCAUUUUCUCUGAAAUCUUCAUCUGAAAAGUUUAUAAAUUAUUUGUUUGUCAGGCUGUGUCGCAGGAGGACCACAUGCUCACCAGUUGAUACUUUAUUUCUUGUUGAUAUCGUCUUCGCUUCUACUUGGUUAUUCUCUAAUAUUAACGCCUACGCCUCUUCCACCACUGGAGGCACAUCUACCUCCGCUAGCAGCCCUAUCCUCGGUUUUCCAAUUUUUGGCAAUGCCUCUACCGCGGGGGGCCGUCGAAUUACCGCACCACCAGGCAGAAGGAGCUUCGCCUCAGCCUCAUCUGGCGAAGAUAACCACGUAGCAGGACAACAUCUUCAGCGACAGGACCAAUCAACUUCAUCUACCUCCUCCUCCAAGGAAACAGCAGCUGGACGACAGUGGUCGACUCGACCACCGACUGCAGCAUCACUGAUAGCACCUGUGACGUCGUUCGCAAUCAGAAAUCAGAAUCAGAAAGAAGCCUCCAAAUUAUAUCCACCUUCUACUUCUUGUGCUGCUAAGGACGAGCUUGGAAUAACAAAAGCGGAUGAAGUAGACUACGAUGAAUUAUUCUAUUCCUCGGGCGCGGCAAGUCCAACAUCCUGUAGCACUACAGUUCCUUCCUCGAUUUCUCUUCCACAUAUUCAUGUGCUGGGGAACACGUCGAAGUCGGUAUCAGUGUCUGCGCAAUCCAGUAAGAACACGACCAAUUGUAGGAGCGUCGAAGAACAAAAGCAAACUGGAGUUCUUGUAGUGCCUUCUUCAUACAGUAGUGGCACCUCUGCGGGAGCAACCGAUAGGUGUAAACGUGGUACUAGCUGCAAUGCAGGUACAACCAGUUCCUGUACCAGUACAAUUAUAGGAGCACCAGGAAGUACAACAUGUAGUACUUCUGGAGCCACUGACACCAGAAAAGGACGAGCACCAGUAUCAGGAACAGUACCAGAACAAGCAAACACUCCUGUUACAGGAGACAAUAGAGGAGGCUUUGGACCACUGCCUAUUGAUAUCAAGCGGACGUUAGCCAGAGAGCAUGUGAAUCAUGAAACUUUUGUUAUGGCCCCCCGACAUUCUUUCAACACAUUUAUUUCACUCAUUUUUACUUUUAUCAAAUUUGACUUGCGCGGCAACUACCGCAAGGGUGGUAUAACUUACAUCUUACAGUAAGGAAUGAGCAAUGAGCAUGAACUCUCUAACUUCUCCGUCGACGAAGAGUCUUUGCAAUUUUUGCCAUCGAUUGACAAAAGCUCCGCGAGAAAACACAAUGGGAGCCAACGGAUCGCCACUGUUGUCAUUCGAGGCGCCACUUCUGGUUCUCAUGUAGCAGGUGGUGGUGGCGGCGCAGGAGGAAAAGCGCCAGAUGAUCAUGCAAGAUAUCAUGGAGGCAAUCAUUCAUAUUCGAUGAAAGGUGGUACGAGUUGCACUAAUAAAUCGAUGAAACUGCAGAUCUCGUCCAUAGUGUCUGCACCAGAAGGGGUGACAACAUCUUCAGCGAAUCAUCACAAGUUGAAAAAUAUCGCGUCCUCUUCAUCAACUUCUGGCGGAAUGAGUGCAACAAGUCGGGGGUCAGCAGGAGCUAAAAAACGUUUUGGCAAAGGAAGAGGUGGACAGCAGAGUAUCGCAGUGAAGAAGUCGCAACCAGGUGGAAACGUCCGCGGUUCAUCUGGUGCUGCCGGUGGUUCUAUAACGACCGUCUUGCCGCCUCCUCGACGAGGUGGACGAGCGGCGCCAAGUAGUGGCGGUCAACAACUGCCUCCGCCAAUGCCUCCGAUUUUUUUUGAAUUGCCUGCAGGACAAACAUCAGCAUCUGCAGGAGAUAAAUCGGCAUCUGCAGACGACAAGAUGAAAUCCUCUGACAAGAACCACCACAACAAGUACAACAAUACUUCUGAGGAAGAAGAUCUUCAGGAUGAAAACGACGACGUCCAAUCAGAAGUACUAUAUGAUCAUGAUGAGGCAUUAUCAGAUCAGGAAGAAGCACAGGAGGAGGACGACGCAGACGCAGAGGUAGAGGACCUUGACCAGUACGAUCUAGGCCUUCUAUCUGAGAUUGUUCAAGAUGCAGUCGAAAAUGGAGCUGGAGACUACGCAGCAGUAGCUACUUCUAAAAGCAAAACAACUCCGGCAGAACCAGUAGAUCAUAAAAAAACCACUUCGAACGCAGACGCGACAGAUGAAGUUUUUGAUCUGCUCAUGGGUUUGGAGGAGCUGCAAGCGUGGGUAGGCGAGGAUGUAUCAAUGUCAGAAGAGGAGGAGUAAAAAAAGACGUUGACGAAGGGGAAUAAAUCUUGAUGUAGAGAUAGACGAGUUUAGAGUUGUUUAAUAAGAGUUGUAAUACUAGAACUUCGAAAGAUAAAGAGCUCUGCUUGAAGAACCGAAUAAAUGUAAAGAAUGGAACUACUGUAAGUAAAGAAGUUGUGGAUCUUCAUGAGUUCUCAAAAUGAAGGGCAAAAUGAAAAAAAGAACUUAGAUUUAGUGAGCCUGAACUUCUAUAACCACGCGAUACCAUCAUGAUACUCUCAAGAAAAGAUAGCUGAUGUUGCAUGACCUUUUUAACAAAAAACAUAUCAUCUGAAAGAAAAAAGACGUGGUUUCGGAACUACUUAUGCUGCUAAGCUUAUAAAAUUUGUCGUCGUCCCGAAUCCUAGUGAAGUGAAGUAUCAUGGUGAAGUUGUAGUUGUCUCGGAUAUGGACGUGAAGAUGUGACUCCUCCAUGCUAUCCCGAUUUUUUGACCUCCUUGUAGCAAGCAGAACUUGUAAGAAAAAAAAACUCGGCUGUGUUGAUCAAUGAACUUGUUCUUUUCAUUCUAAGCUUCCUUAUUUCAUAUUUAUAAUAUUUUUUCGUUCUUGGACUUGAUGUUAAAAAUGUUGAUGUUGUUGUCCAUUCUUAUCGUAAGUAUGAAUAGCUAGCGAUGUUGCAGCAGUUCCAAUCAGUUUAGAAGGGUUCUUCAGGUACUCGUGCAUAGAACGAAGCAUCCCAUAGGUGUAAAACGCAGUUUCGGAAGAUAUUUCACCUGAGUUGAAGUUGAUAGGUAUGCUCGAAAAGAUGCAAUAGUAUGAUCCAGGUCCUGCAAGUCGUUACACAAGUCAAUAUCGCAGAGUAACUAAAGACAUGAACAUCAUCUUCAUGAUCUAUACCUCUAAAUAUUCCUUCCACCGUGCUUGUUGCUUCAUCGUGCGUCUCCUCCAAAUGUACCCGUUGACAUCUUCAAGAAACAGAUAAUUUAGAUAGACGUAAGUCAUUUUGUGACCAGAUGAACUAACAGCUACAAGAGAACUACUUUUUCUUAUCACUUUUUUCGGUUUAUCAUCGAACGACAUCCUUAUCAAUCUCAUUAGUGCUGCCAGUACGUCUAUCAUCAAGGUCAACAAAACAAUGACUAUGACCACACCAUUUUACAUGGAGUAAAAUCAAAAAGUUCUUAAUUCGUGCACCACAGGAGCUUUGAAUGCUAUUAAGUAAGCACAGACUGUGGCUCCCUGCUCUGGUCGUGGUAUCCCACGCAAACCAGCACAAGUUUGAAUUGAAUCGCUAAGUUAGUAUGACGUGUUGCUGUGUUGAGUGAACUCUAAUUUUUCGAACUACAUCCAGGGACCACAAGCUUCAACAUCAAGCACAUCACACAACAUGAUAACCUAGUGAAGUGAUACAGCUUGAUGAACUACAUCGCUGCGAUAAAGACCUCGAAUUGUCGUUUCACUAUCAUUUUCAUUGCCAUUAAGUAAGAGCUUUUAUUUUAGCGUCACGACCAUUCAAAUUCAUCAAUUUCUACUCUGUUUUUUAGAACUACCUUAUUUUUCAGUCCCAUUUUGAUUUUUGGUACUUGUUCUUGUUCUUCAUGGCUGCAUUGCGUCAGUCUUUCUUUGUGAAUAGUAAAGUGGUGCGUCAUGAUCAAUCUGAACAGAAGCAAGUUAGAAGGAGUAGUUGUAGCAUCAUAUGUUUCGCAUUGAUCUCGAGGUCAUCAUGUUGAUGAAGUGAAUUCCGAAAAGUGAGUCUACUAGGAACAUGAGUAUGUACCUGUCGUUCACACACGGAGACAUCAUUGAGCUCAGAACAGAAAUUUUCAUUCAUCCACAGAUGCGCCAAGAUAUGAUCAGUGAAAAU